This is a messenger RNA of Venustampulla echinocandica, 1080 nucleotides long. RefSeq lists its product as uncharacterized. The transcript is spliced from 2 exons. The record is from RefSeq and is a predicted model, not a curated record. Lineage: Eukaryota; Fungi; Ascomycota; Leotiomycetes; Helotiales; Pleuroascaceae. Bases 1 to 1080 code for a protein of 359 amino acids.
AUGCCGCCUCCUGGUAACCUGCUUAGGAGCCAUGCCGGUCUUGAGUUGCCCUCGGAAGUCUGCUUGGCUGUCUUCGAGCACGCCGUGGAGGAUGAUCCAAGGUCUGCAGCAACGCUGAUGCAAAUUUCAAAGACAUUCCACUCGUUACUAAAGACCUACGAGAAAUCAAUAACCAAAUUACUCUCCUCGAACGACAGCUGGCUUGAAUAUGUCAAUGCGAAGCAACACAUGCUUCUCUCGUCUUGUAUAUUCCCCGGAGACGCCACGGUUACUAUGUUCACAUAUGGAUGGUAUCGGGAGGUUCGGUUUCGGAGCGCCAUCACCGACCUCCUCAUAGAGCACGAUAUCACGGCGAUGGAUGACACUACAACAAAUGACUGGCCGUCACUUGAUGUUCCUAGAUCAGAGCUCCGAGCGAGAGCCGUCGAGUUUAAAAAGAGAAGCUUCUCUCUGAUGUAUCGACUGGUGGACACAACUGCUGGUAUGGUGACGAAGCAGGAGGUACGAGCCCAACAAGCACAAUUUCUUGCGUCUCUGUCGGCAACUGAACUGGCCAUGCUGGGUUGCAUGGUAGAGGUCAUUGGGCAAGGAUUUUUUGCCUAUACAAGGAAACUCGUCCUUAGCUCAUUUUGCAAGACGAUUGUCAACGAACGAUAUCAAGUUGUUCCGCUCUCUUCCAUGGAUCUGCACAACGUCCCUACGCCGGUCCCUCCAUUUGACUGGGACGAACUCCUAAACGGCCAGAACUGGAUCACAGAGUACGCAUGUGUGUUCGAAGACAGGGUGCAAAGAUUUGGUCCAUAUUUUGCAUGGGCAUACGUGACUAGUUCCCAAGCCCGAAAAUUGCGGCCUGAUCAUUGGGUAAACUCAGAGCUACAGCAGGGAAUCCACGACCUGAAUGCGUAUGAGGGCGGAUACACGAUGGCGUAUGCUAGUUUACAGAGUGUGGUGUGGCGGACUUUCUGCGGGAAAAUCCAGUGUUCUCUCGAAGACAGCUGGGAUGCAGCCAAGAAGAUGGUAGAGUUGGAGAUGGUGCAGUUUAGAAUAGAAGCGUGUGAUACGAAAAUGGGUAUGGAUUAA